UAAUGAUAUCCCUUGUCAACUUGUUUAUUCCAUUUAGAUAAGCAUAAAGACUAUAAAGAUUGAACAUUUAUAACUAAAGAAGAGUUAUAUAUAAAUUUUGUAGUGAAAAUAAAAAAACAGAAGAAAUUGAAAAAUAACCCUCAUUAGUUAUAGAUAUUUUACAUACUGUCAAAGAUUCAGCUAUUGGUUCAGCUACAAAAUUGACAGAGAAAGUAAAAGGAUCAGCAGUGAAAUUUAAAACAGAUGCUAAUCAAAAUAAGGAGACAAGUAUUGGAAAAACAUGUUUAAACAUGGCAAAAUUAGCAUGGAGAAAAACAUUUCCUAGUCAUGAUGAUGAAGUAAAGGCAAGAAUGGAAACAGUUAAGGCAAAGUUAGCAGAGAGAAAGAAAGAAGAAGAAAAAUUUGCUUAAAUGACUGAAGAAGAAUUGGCAGCUGUAUGAAUUAAAAUUUAUUUAGAUUUAAGAAAAAAUUCCAGAAUGGAAAAGAAAUGCAGUCUAAGCUACUGAUUAAGGUACAAGUGAAGAAGCAUCUCUUAAAUCUAAAAUAGCUUAAAAGAUUUAAAGUAGACUCAAAUAAAGUGAAUAAGGAUAACAUAUAGUAAAUAGUGAAGCAUUUAAGGAAUAUGUAACAUUCAAAGCAGAAAUGAAAUAAUUCAAAGCUGAUUUAUCUGAUAAAAUCUAAAAUCAUCCUAGCAAUUUUGUUUAAGUUUCUUUGUAUGCAGCAGUAAUUAAAUUAAUUAAAUAAAUUAGAAAACUGUUACAAAUGAAAGUGAUGUUGCAAGAGCCAUUAGAUAAAUGAGAAUGAUUGAUCCAGAUUUUGAUUUAUAUGAAUUAGAAAAGGAAGCAAAAGUGAUCUUUGAAUAAAUAUACAAUCUUUAUUUAUUAGGAGAUUUGGAAUCUCUAUAAAAAGUAUGUGGUGAAGCUGCUUUAGGAUAUUUUAAAGUGUUAUUAAAAAAAUAAGAAGCUGAAGUAUUAUUAUCUUUUUUAAAUUAGAAAUCUGAACCUAAACAUAAAUAAUUAUGGAAUGUAGAUGAAAUUAGAUUCACAAGAGCUAGUAUACCUGAUUCUGUUAAAUUACCAGUUUUUGUUUUUACUAUUAAAACUUAAGAGAUCUUUUGUUAUGUUAGUAAGGUAUGAUAUUGUUGAAAUAUUAAAAAUAGACUGAUAGAUCUAAAAUCGUUGAUGGAGAUGAUGAGAGAAUCAUGUCAAUGGAUUACUAAUUUGCUUUAACUCCACAUUCAAAUCCAAGUUCCGAUGAGUUCGGUCAUAUUUGGGAAAUGAUCGAAUUAUAACCAUAAUAAGUUGUUAAAAUGCUUGUUUGAA
Molecule: messenger RNA, 1322 nt
Organism: Paramecium pentaurelia
Lineage: Eukaryota; Ciliophora; Oligohymenophorea; Peniculida; Parameciidae
Source: the annotation of a GenBank genome assembly